Messenger RNA from Anthostomella pinea, 252 nucleotides. The record is from the annotation of a GenBank genome assembly. NCBI's taxonomy places the organism in Eukaryota, Fungi, Ascomycota, Sordariomycetes, Xylariales, Xylariaceae.
AUGGGGUACUACAAUGGAAAUGGAAGUCCCAAUGCCCGGACUAUACAUAUGGACCCGAACAGGCACAUGGAACAGGGCAUGCACAUCACGGAAAAUUCGGUAUACCUGGCUCUGUCGCGACGGCUGUGGGCUUACGUGUUCGAGCGGCCACACGACGAAGUAUCUGCUUCGACGAGCGGCGUGGCGGCGGCGGUCACGAGGAGCGCCUUCCCGAUCCCGAACCCGACCCCGAAAACCUUGUCGAAGGCAUGA